Molecule: messenger RNA, 402 nt
Organism: Pezoporus occidentalis (night parrot)
Lineage: Eukaryota; Metazoa; Chordata; Aves; Psittaciformes; Psittacidae
Gene: GNRH1
Product: gonadotropin releasing hormone 1
Exons: 3
Coding region: 8-283 (91 amino acids)
Biological process (GO): multicellular organism development
Cellular component (GO): extracellular region
Molecular function (GO): gonadotropin-releasing hormone receptor binding; gonadotropin hormone-releasing hormone activity
Source: RefSeq, a predicted model, not a curated record
UCACAGGAUGGAGAAGUCCAGGAAGAUCUCUGUCAGCAUCCUCCUGUUUGUCCUGACUCUGGAAAUCUGCUCUGCUCAACACUGGUCUUAUGGCCUGCAACCAGGAGGAAAGCGGAGCGUGGAAAACACGAUGGGAUCAUUUCAGGAGAUUGCAAGUGACACGGCAGAAAUGGGGGAAGUGCAGAGGACAGAAUGCCCAGGCUCGUACCAGCGCUCCAGGCUCAGCGCUCUGAAGGAAGCCGUGGAAAGUCUGAUGGAAGAAGCCAGACGAAAGAAGCCUUAACCCGUGAAGCCAAAGGGAACAGACCCAGAAUAACAUGUCAAAGCUAUCAGAAUUCUCUUCCCAAACCCCUAAAUUCUCUUCAAAUGGACUUUGCUCAGAUUGCUGUAUGUGAAUAAAUC